GCUCGGCUCGCGCCUGACGCUCUCGCCUUCCGGCGCAGUGGCAGCGUCAGGCGCGCGCCGCCUUGUGGGACAGGCUGGGGCAAUGGCGGACGCCUUUGGAGACGAGCUGUUCAGCGUGUUCGAGGACGAUUCCGCCGCCGCUGGGGCCAAGAAGGGCAAAGCGGCCGAGGCUGCCGGCAAGGCUGGGAAACGCUCAGAUGGCAAAUCUCCAGCAGGCACUAUGAACAUCCCAGGGAAAACCAAAAGAGAAGCAGAGAUUGAUAGCACAGAUUAUGCCACUUUUGGAAAGAAAACCAAGAUAGAGGAUGUUUCAGAAGAUAUUAAUCUAGCAGACCUGAUGCCAAAAGUAAAAGUGCAAGCUGUUGAGACUGUUGAAGGUUGUACACAUGAGGUUGCACUUCCUGCAAAUGAAGACUUUGUAGCCCUCAAGCCGAGAAGUGGAAAAGCUGCAAAGGAAUAUCCAUUCAUUCUUGAUGCUUUUCAAAGAGAAGCCAUUCUUUGUGUGGAUAAUAAUCAGUCUGUUUUAGUGUCGGCUCAUACAUCAGCUGGCAAAACUGUGUGUGCAGAGUAUGCAAUUGCCUUGGCUUUGCGGGAGAAACAGCGUGUGAUAUUUACCAGUCCCAUUAAAGCUCUGAGUAACCAGAAGUAUCGUGAGAUGUAUGAAGAAUUUCAGGAUGUUGGUUUGAUGACUGGAGAUGUCACCAUUAAUCCUACAGCUUCUUGUCUUGUGAUGACAACAGAGAUUUUGAGAAGUAUGCUCUACAGAGGUUCUGAGGUUAUGCGAGAAGUUGCUUGGGUUAUAUUUGAUGAAAUACAUUAUAUGAGAGACUCAGAACGUGGUGUGGUAUGGGAGGAGACCAUUAUUUUGCUACCUGACAAUGUUCACUAUGUGUUUCUUUCUGCCACUAUUCCGAAUGCCCGCCAGUUUGCUGAGUGGAUUUGCCAUCUUCAUAAACAGCCUUGCCAUGUCAUUUACACAGAUUAUCGACCUACUCCUCUGCAACAUUAUAUCUUCCCAGCAGGAGGGGAUGGACUCCACCUUGUGGUUGAUGAAAAUGGUGAUUUCAGAGAAGAUAACUUUAACACGGCAAUGCAAGUACUUAGAGAUGCAGGUGACUUAGCAAAAGGAGACCAGAAGGGCAGGAAAGGAGGAACAAAAGGACCAUCAAAUGUAUUUAAGAUAGUGAAAAUGAUCAUGGAAAGGAAUUUCCAGCCUGUAAUUAUAUUCAGUUUCAGUAAGAAAGAUUGUGAAGCCUAUGCCCUUCAGAUGACAAAAUUAGACUUUAAUACAGAUGAAGAAAAGAAGAUGGUUGAAGAAGUAUUUAAUAAUGCAAUUGACUGUCUGUCUGAUGAAGACAAAAAGCUCCCUCAGGUUGAGCAUGUGCUUCCUCUUUUGAAGCGAGGAAUUGGCAUCCAUCAUGGUGGUUUGCUCCCAAUUUUAAAGGAAACAAUUGAAAUUCUUUUUUCUGAAGGAUUGAUAAAGGCUUUAUUUGCAACUGAGACCUUUGCUAUGGGAAUUAAUAUGCCGGCUAGGACAGUGCUGUUCACAAGUGCCCGUAAAUUUGAUGGGAAAGAUUUCAGAUGGAUCUCGUCAGGUGAAUAUAUUCAGAUGUCUGGUCGUGCAGGACGUCGCGGUAUGGAUGACAGAGGAAUAGUAAUUCUUAUGGUGGAUGAGAAAAUGAGUCCAACAAUUGGCAAACAACUUCUUAAGGGGUCGGCGGAUCCUCUAAACAGUGCUUUUCACUUGACUUACAACAUGGUAUUGAACUUGCUCCGGGUAGAAGAAAUUAAUCCUGAAUACAUGUUAGAAAAAUCGUUCUACCAAUUUCAACACUACAGAGCUAUUCCAGGAGUAGUAGAAAAGGUAAAUAAAUUAGAAGAACAGUACAACAAAAUAGAAAUUCCAAAUGAGGAAAGCGUGGUCAUCUACUAUAAAAUCCGGCAGCAGCUUGCUAAGCUGGGUAAAGAAAUUGAAGAAUAUGUUCACAAGCCAAAAUACUGCUUGCCGUUUUUACAGCCAGGCCGGCUGGUAAAGGUAAAAAAUGAAGAUGAUGAUUUUGGCUGGGGAGUGGUUGUUAACUUCUCCAAGAAAUCAAAUGUUAAGCCUAACUCUGGUGAACUGGACCCAUUAUACGUGGUUGAAGUCUUGUUACACUGUAGCAAAGAGAGUUUGAAAAAUUCUGCUACUGAGGCUGCAAAGCCAGCAAAGCCUGAUGAGAAAGGAGAGAUGCAGGUUGUUCCUGUUUUGGUGCAUCUUCUCUCAGCUAUCAGCAGUGUCCGACUUUACAUACCCAAAGACCUGAGGCCAAUUGACAACAGGCAAAGUGUGUUAAAAUCUAUACAGGAAGUACAGAAGAGGUUCCCCGAUGGAGUUCCAUUAUUGGACCCCAUUGAUGAUAUGGGCAUCAAAGACCAAGGACUGAAAAAAGUCAUCCAAAAAAUAGAGGCUUUUGAACAUAGGAUGUAUUCACAUCCACUUCACAAUGAUUCCAGUUUGGAAACUGUAUAUAAGCUCUGCGAAAGAAAAGCACAGAUUGCAGUGGAUAUUAGAACAGCAAAGCGUGAACUGAAGAAAGCUAGAACUGUCUUACAAAUGGAUGAGCUCAAGUGCCGCAAACGUGUAUUGAGAAGAUUGGGUUUUGCUACAUCUUCUGAUGUCAUAGAGAUGAAAGGACGAGUUGCUUGUGAAAUCAGCAGUGCUGACGAACUGCUCCUGACAGAAAUGAUGUUUAAUGGGCUUUUCAAUGAUUUAUCUGCAGAACAAGCAACUGCAUUACUAAGCUGCUUUGUAUUUCAAGAGAAUUCUAGCGAGAUGCCCAAAUUGACAGAGCAGUUGGCAGGACCACUUCGGCAAAUGCAGGAAUGUGCUAAAAGAAUUGCCAAAGUUUCAGCAGAAGCUAAAUUGGAAAUUGAUGAGGAAAAUUACCUAAACUCUUUCAGACCUAACCUGAUGGAUGUAGUAUACACUUGGGCAAAUGGAGCUACUUUUGCUCACAUCUGCAAAAUGACAGAUGUCUUUGAAGGUAGCAUAAUUCGUUGCAUGAGGAGGCUAGAAGAAUUGCUUCGACAGAUGUGUCAGGCAGCAAAGGCCAUUGGAAACACAGAGCUGGAAAAUAAGUUUGCAGAAGGAAUUACCAAAAUCAAGAGAGACAUAGUGUUUGCUGCAAGCCUCUACCUAUAAGAAAUCUGCUUUCUGGAAGCCAAGUAUGGAUUGGGAGCAAUAUGAGAUUUGCUCAUCGAGCAGAAUAAUUUUAGACUGAUAGUGUCAGACCAAUUUGCCAUCUUCACCCUCCACACAGACAUUUAUUUAAACAAGAAGCAUUCUAGCAAAGUAUAUUACAUACACACUGCUGUUUGUACAUAAGUGUUGCCAUGUUAUUUUAAUAAAAAAUUGUUUGUUUUAUAAGCAGUAAGCUUGAACCAAUAGAAUUUUAAAAAGAUUUUUAAAGCUAUUAGAUAUACACAAUGGUGUUAAAUGUUACUAUAUACAUUUAAAGUGAGCAUCCAAGAGGUAUAGCAGCAGCAGUCCCUUAAAGGCAUUUAUUUUACAUGCUGGAGGAGACCAAUUAUUUUUUUUUCCUUUUAGAAAGCAGGAGGCUUCACAGGAUCAUGCUCAACAAUUCUUCAUGGUUGGUGAUUACUGCCAUAGUGAUUUCCAUUUGUUGGUGUUUCAUGUAGAGUUGUAUGUGAAUCUUCUUCAUUUGGUUUAAAUGUACAGCCUUUCACUUUGAAAAAAUCUGAUACGUAUACAACCUAAGUGAACAAGUUUACAGUAUUAGAAUCUGUAUUUGGCACUUCUGUCCUCUUGAGCACUAGAAUCCUCUAAAACCUACCUCUUACUGAUUGUACCCUAACCUAUCAACCAUUAAGGAGGUAGUUGUACCUUGUAAGCUCUUUGAUUGGUCUUAUGUACAGGCAUGGCACUAAUUUAACUGGUUCUGUGCAGAACAGUGACUACAAGAGCUACUUACAUUAAAGCUCUGCUCAAUUACCGGAAAACCUGUCAAAUCUACAACUAAAUAUUUCAUUAUGGUAUUUUUGGAUGCAACAGAAAAGUGACAUGCUAUUCAUUUAAUAAUGAAAAAACUUUGGCUCAGUCAACUCCAUUAACUGGCUGGGACUUCAGUUUUAAGAUUGAUAAACACAGUCAAGCACUAGUUUCUGGAGAAUCACUAAAACCUUCCCUGUAAGUGGUUAUUUUGAAGGUAGAAGUUAUGUAUAUUCAUUUAGGUGCUUGUACUUCAUCCUACAACUGGGGCUUGGAAAGUAGUUUCAAACACUACAAGCAUUCCAUAUUUAAAUAAGCUGGAAAUUGUUAUAAAACAUUCUAAUUUUAAAAUGUAAAAGCUUCUAUAGGAAUGUCUGUGGUUAACUUUACCAUUUAUGUACUAUGCACUGAACUGAAGCAGAACAAAAUAUUCAGAGGUCCAUCAGCACACUCUUAACCUCUGGUAAUGUGCUCUUAUUUGCUGAAUAAAAUAUUAAGCAGUA
Molecule: messenger RNA, 4491 nt
Organism: Pelodiscus sinensis (Chinese soft-shelled turtle)
Lineage: Eukaryota; Metazoa; Chordata; Testudines; Trionychidae
Source: RefSeq, a predicted model, not a curated record